Molecule: messenger RNA, 1171 nt
Organism: Drosophila obscura
Lineage: Eukaryota; Metazoa; Arthropoda; Insecta; Diptera; Drosophilidae
Gene: Fancl
Exons: 3
Coding region: 10-1158 (382 amino acids)
Biological process (GO): interstrand cross-link repair; protein monoubiquitination
Cellular component (GO): Fanconi anaemia nuclear complex; nucleus
Molecular function (GO): ubiquitin protein ligase activity
Source: RefSeq, a predicted model, not a curated record
UUAGACCAGAUGAUGAGCAGCGAGAGCACCAAUUUGGAGCAGUUCCUGGCAGAGAAGUACCCCGGCCUGACCGCAGAACGAAACAAAGGCGGUGCCAUCAUAAUCCGUGGCGUGACGUGCAGUGAGGGAAAGUGGCGUCGCCUGAAGCUCUAUUUGCCACAUCAUCCGGCCUUGGAUGGCUUUCAGUUAUAUGUGCAGGAGCAACUGGAGUACAAGUGCUACACCGCCAGCAACCUGCGGGUGCAGACCGACUGGGUGCUGGAGGAUUUGUUGUCGCAUCUGCCGCAGCUGCUGCCGGCCACGGAAUCAAUAUCCACCACAAAUAAUGCCGCCCAGCGCAGCAAUAUAUACGCCGAUAUCCUGGCGCUGCACAAGCCCCAGGAGUACCGCUUGCAGAUGGACGCAGGCUACUCGCGGAUUCGUUUCAGUCAGUUUCCCGAUUUUGAGCAGCACUAUCUGGAGUUGGAGGUGCCCACGAUGCGUCUGCUGGAGCACAGUCUGCCUGACUGCGUGCAGUUGGGCGAAAUGUUGGCCAAGAGCGCACGAACGCUCAGUGACGUGCUGAAUCUGUUCCGGAAGCUGCUGGAGGAUCUGCGCCCCUUCUACGACAACUUCAUGGACAUUGAUGAGCUGUGCCAUGUGCUGCAGCCAUCGCCCAUUACCACCAAGCACAACACACGCGUUUUCCCCUUAAAAGAUCGCGUCUACCUCAAGAUCACCAUUGUGGAUCCGUUCGCCAGCACUACCUCCAUGGCGCUGAAGAUUAUUGGGCCCACAGACGAGGUGGCCCGUCUGCGGGAUGUCCUGAGCGAUGGUCUCGGCAAUUGGGACGCAGAGCUGGACAUGCACAAGAAUCUGCUGCGCAUCUUUGAUCUCUGCUACUUUCCCAUGCCCGACUGGAACGAGACAGACAAGCCGGAGGAGGAGCAGGAGAAGCAUUGCAACAUUUGCUUUGUCUACCGCUUGGACAGUGGCGAGGUGCCCAUUGUCUCCUGCGACAAUCCGCGCUGUGUGCUCCUGUGCCAUGCCGCCUGCCUGGACGAAUGGUUCAAGACGCUGCUGGAUGGCAAAACCUAUCUGGACGUGUCCUUUGGCCUCUGUCCGUACUGCAAGUCGAGGCUGUCCACCUCCUUCGCUGCACUGCUGGAUGCAGCGUAAGGCCAGGCCAAAA